AUGUCUGCUGCUGCUGCUGCUCCUCCUGCUCCCCCGGUUAACCCUGACCGGCCCGAGACGGGUCACUCGGCUGGCAAGAGUUCCCUGUCCAGCAAGUCGGACCCGAACCAGGCGUUGAGAGGUGAAGAGGCUGUGUACAGCGUUGGAUCGAGUGGAUUCUCUCUACGCUCAAUGCAGCAUCGCGACCGCGAGGGCAAAGUCAUCACUGAACCCGACUUGUCCAACCCUACCCGUUACCGAUUCGAGCGGCCGCUGGACACUAUUCGAUCGUUCGAGGCAGCCAUCGAGCGACGUCGUCGUGAGGCCAUGUAA
This is a messenger RNA of Aspergillus eucalypticola CBS 122712, 312 nucleotides long. RefSeq names its product DUF2406 domain-containing protein. The transcript has 3 exons. Lineage: Eukaryota; Fungi; Ascomycota; Eurotiomycetes; Eurotiales; Aspergillaceae. The record is from RefSeq and is a predicted model, not a curated record. The coding region runs from base 1 to 312 and encodes 103 amino acids.